UUUAGAUUAUAAUCAUUAUAAAGAUGCUUGGAUUCAGAUAUUCUGGGAUGUUAUCCAGACAAAUUAAGAGCAUUAGCAAAAUCAGAUUAGAUCCAAUCGCUAAGAGAGGAAUUAUGGUACUGAACAAAAUUAGAAGACCCAUCCUUCCAGUUGCUUCUUAUGGAGGAAUGACAGGGCAAAGAAAUUUCACAGCUUUGUACUACGAAGAACUCUUCAAGAAAUACAUGAAAGAUCCAACCAGUGUUAGUCCAGAGUGGAGGAGUUACUUUGAAAACAAGGAUGAAUCUGCCUUGUUCCCAACGAAGCCUCAGAGAUUACCAGAAAUUUCAAGAGGACCUUCAACUGCAAGCAAUGAGUUAGUCUCACUUUUUUCCCAGCUUAUCGGCAAGGGAGGUAUUGCUGCAACAGGCAGCCAGAAUGUUACUGAAGUUGCGAGGGUGUUGAACCUGUACAGAUCCUAUCAAACUGUUGGUCAUGAGAAAGCAAGCCUUGAUCCCCUCGAGCUUAGGAAGACCUACGGAAAUAUCCUUCAGUUGGGUAAAAGGAAGAGAGACAACACUGAAAGACUUGAUUACAGAUUCCAUGGGUUCACUGACGACCAGCUUGAAAAUGAAAUUUUUAUCGACUCAAACUACCAGAGAGGGUUCCUUUCUCAGAAGAAGAACUGGAAGCUAAAGGAUCUUAUCGUAUCACUUGAAAAGGCAUACUGUGGAUCUAUUGGAGUGGAGUACAUGCAUAUGCAGAACGUUGAACAAUGUAACUGGCUCAGAGAGAAGUUUGAAGAGCAAGCUUUUGAUACUCCAGAUAAAGAGUCAAUCGUUCACGCAUAUGAUAGACUGGCAUGGGCAGUUCUCUUUGGAGACUUCCUUCAGUCUAAAUAUAACACUCAGAAGAGAUUCGGUCUUGAAGGAUGUGACUCUUUCAUUCCAGGGUUGAAGGAGACUAUAGAUACUCUUGUUGAUCUUGGAGCUGAAGAAGUUACUAUCGGUAUGCCACACAGAGGAAGACUCAAUGUUCUUGCAAACGUUCUCAGAAAACCUCUUGAUAUCAUUUUCCAAGAGUUCCAAGGAGAGUCAAAGGAUAAGUAUGCUGAUUGGGGUAAAUCAGGUGAUGUCAAAUAUCAUCUUGGUACCUCAUACUCACGUAUCUAUGAAAAUACUGGAAAGAAGGUAGAUAUCCAUCUUCUCCCAAACCCAUCCCAUCUUGAACUUGUUGAUCCAAUAGUUUGCGGAUACGUCAGAGGUAAACAGCAUUACAAAAAUGAUCAAGAAAGAUACAAAAAUUGUGGUAUUCUCAUCCACGGAGAUGCCGCCUUUGCUGGUCAAGGAAUCGUCUACGAAACAAUGCAGAUGAACGACUUGUAUGAUUAUCGUACUGGAGGAACUAUUCAUUUCAUUGUCAAUAACCAAAUUGGAUUUACCACUACUCAAAUAGAUGCUAGAAGCGGAAUCUACUGUACUGAUCUUGCUAAAUCAAUCGAAGCUCCAAUCCUACAUGUAAAUGCUGAUGAUAUCAUGGCUGUCAUGAAGUGUUGUAGGAUUGCAGCUGAAUACAAACAAAAGUUCAAGAACGACAUUAUUAUUGAUAUUAUUGGCUACAGGAAAUUCGGUCACAACGAACUUGAUCAGCCUUCCUUCACACAGCCACUUAUGUAUGAAAGAGUUAGACAGAUGAAAAAUGUUCUUGAUAAAUUUGAAGAUGAAGUGAUAGAACUUGGCUAUUUGACAAAAGAGCAAGCUCAAACUGAAUAUAGAGACAGAAUCUGGGCCAAUAUGAAUGAGAAGUACAACAUUGCUAGACAGAAGGAAGCCGAUAAGGCCGAAUGGGAGGUCACCGAAUGGGAUACUAUCAGAAGGCCUGAGAACAUGGCAGAAUUCAGAAAUACGGGACUUCCUAUUGAUAAGUUGAAGGAGAUUGGGAAAAAUAUAUCAACCAUUCCAAAGGAUUUCGACGCUCACAGAAUGGUCAGGAAGAUCUAUGAUACUAGAUACAAGAGCAUUGAGGAAGGACAAGGAAUUGAUUGGGGAACUGCAGAGGCUCUUGCUUUUGCUACUCUUAUUGACGAAAACUUCCACGUCAGAGUCUCAGGACAAGAUGUAGAAAGAGGUACCUUCUCUCACAGACACGCAGUUGUUCAUCAUCAAAAUGCUGAUGAAAAAUUCAUCCCUCUUGGUAAGAGUAGUGAAGGAACAGCUAGGAAAUUCAUUGCUUCAAACUCUCAUCUCUCUGAGUUAGCUGUACUCGGUUUUGAAUAUGGAUACUCACUUGUGAAUCCUAACUCCCUGACAAUUUGGGAAGCACAGUUCGGAGAUUUUUAUAAUGGAGCACAAGCUGUUGUCGAUCAAUUCAUCAGUUCUGGAGAAGCCAAAUGGGAUGUCUCAAGCGGACUUGUUAUGCUCCUUCCUCAUGGAUAUGACGGAGCUGGGCCAGAGCACUCUUCUGGAAGAGUUGAGAGAUUCCUUGAAAUGUGUGAUGAUGAUCCAGAUACCAUUCCAGAAUGGGGUCCAUCAUACUUCAACAAAAACAUGAAGAGACAUAACUGGCAAAUUGUGAACUGCUCGACUUCUGCAAACUAUUUCCAUGUACUCAGAAGGCAGAUGCACAGAGAUUAUAGAAAGCCUCUGAUUGUCAUGGCUCCAAAGAAGCUUCUCAAACUUAAGGAUGCAGGAUGCCCAAUUGAAGACUUUAGAGAAGGACUCAAAUUUAAGAGAACAAUCCCUGAAAGAAACGAGGAGCUAGUGAAAGAUGAUAGCAAGGUAAAGAGAGUAGUUUUCUGUACUGGACAAGUCUACUACGAUCUCAGAAAAGAAAGAGAUUCUAGAAAGGAUGCCGAGACUGUUAUAGUCACAGUUGAGCAGAUCUCUCCAGUUCCAUAUGAUCAUCUUAAAGAGGUAUUUGAGAGAUAUCCAAAUGUUAGUGAUGUAGUUUGGUGUCAAGAAGAGCCAAAGAACUAUGGUGCCUAUAGCUAUCUUGCUCCUAGAUUCAGCACUCUUUUCAAGAAGCUUGGACUAUCUGAAAAGUUAUCCUUGAGAUAUUCUGGAAGAAAUCCAAACAGUUCUCCAGCAACUGGAUUCCACAAGGUUCAUUCAGAACAACAGAAGAAACUUGUUGAGGAAGCUUUACAAUAA
This is a messenger RNA of Moneuplotes crassus, 3128 nucleotides long. The record is from the annotation of a GenBank genome assembly. Lineage: Eukaryota; Ciliophora; Spirotrichea; Euplotida; Euplotidae.